Molecule: messenger RNA, 861 nt
Organism: Capronia coronata CBS 617.96
Lineage: Eukaryota; Fungi; Ascomycota; Eurotiomycetes; Chaetothyriales; Herpotrichiellaceae
Exons: 1
Coding region: 1-861 (286 amino acids)
Source: RefSeq, a predicted model, not a curated record
AUGUCAACACCAUCGGCUUCCACCCGUGCGAGUGCGACAAAGGGAAAAUAUAGCAAGAAGACCUUGCGCAUCACAGUGGGAGUGGAGAGAGAGCCGUUCCAUGUACACUUUUCUCAACUUGAGCGGACUGGCUUCUUUGAAGUUCAUGGAUGGCCACUGGGUGUGGAUGCCCUAGGUUCACCAACGCCCGCAUCUACCGUUCGGGAUUCGACUGUCAGCCCGGUCCCUGUCAAGUUGGAGGGUGGUGGUGAAGAGAUGAAUACCAAACAAGGCCUAAACGAUCAUCGGUCGCUGGACGAUCUCAUCUCGAGCCAUGUUUAUCACCUCGAGGGACGCUGCUACGAGCCUGCUGCCUUCGAAAUCGUCGUCAAUUGGCUAUACAACCAGCCACCCGAAACACCAAUCAGUCGCAGCAAUUGUAGGAUUUUGCUCCGGGCAUACGUUCUUGCUCUCAAUUACCAGAUUAUUCCCCUCCAGGACGCCAUCGUCGACUGUAUCCGCCAGUACCACCGAGAGUUUAACGUUGUCUUCGAAGACCUGGUCUGGAUCAUCAACCGGCUUGGCGAUAGCGAGUCCCUGCACAGUAUUCCUAUUGUCAGAUACCUACUUGACCAAUGCGCUUGGGAGAUCUAUUCGCAAGGAUACAGUUCGUUUGCUCACCACAAUACUCUACUUGAGCCUUUUCUCGAAGUUGGUGACCGUCCUAUCCGAAAGUUUCUCUUCGAGGCUAUUACGGAGAUCUCUCGAAGCACCGCAGGCGAUCCAGCAAUUGGCCCGAAUCGCUACAGGGUUGAUGAUUCCGUUCUCUUCGGACGGACCGUCCAGGGAGAAGACAACAAUAUCAUCGAGAUUGACGACUGA